GUGUUUUUCUUUGGUAGACGUAGUAUUUUAAAAUGGUGGCGAAUGAUAAUGAUCUUAAGUCUGUACUAGUUCUUGCUUAUAAACAUCUACUUUUUUUGCUUGUGUUUGUGUCGUGUGUGGUGCGAUCGUUAAACUAUUACGAAAUAUAAAACACAAGUUUCUAUGACGACAACAGUCAUUCAAUAGCAAGCAUACAUUCGAUAAUAAAACAUACAAAACAUGUAUAUGUUACUAAUAAAACAUGUUUACAUUACAGAUACUCUGCUGUCGUCAACAGAACACGAUUUCUGUUUACAUGGCUGGAUUGCCGAUUCGUUUGUUUGCCAAAACAAAUAUUGAAUCUACGCUAUGGAAUGAAGAAGACCGACUGGCUGACCUUUUCUUCAAACCUCAGAACUGAAUAUGUACAUUACUAUAUUGUGUGCGGAAUAAAAUUAUCUACAGAAUUUGCCCACUGAUGUUUUUGCUAGAAGGGGCUAACACUUGAAAGAUUGGGAUGUGCUUCAUGCAGAGACUGCAUGGGGUUUAUCCAAUGUAACGCAUUUGGUUGAUUUGAAAUUGUCGCUUCCUUUGACUUGAAAUACAUGAACUAAUGUCUAAAUAGUAUUACUAGACAGAGAGUUCCCUCUAGUAUGAUGGUCACCUCAGCUAAAUAUUUUCAUUUUAGCAUCUAAGAUUAAGACUGCAGCCGUUACUUCGAACGCUGAGUGUCGUUUGCAAUGCUCUAUCUUCUAUCCAGGCCAUGAUAUACAAAAGCGUUCGACCUUUUUUUAGACGUGAAUCUUUUUGUCCGACUGUAACCCUUUUCAACAACUAGUCAGUAUAGACAAUGACUACCUAUCUCUUCUUCGCAGCCCUACUCAUGGUAUCCACACCAGUUAAACGUUAGGCAUGCAAACUGUAACGGUACAUUCAGCAAACCGCCAAUAAAAAGAACAUAAUUAAACUACAAAGACUAUAUUUUGCAUGCGCGGAAACGCUUUCUUCCGUGUUUCUCGUUCAUAGAGGACUAUAUGUAAUUCUCAAAUGCUGACGCGGGUAGCAAUGUCGCUUUGUUGCGUAUGUUUGUUCGUUGUUGUGAUUUAUGUCUGUCAAUGUUUCUAGCGUCCGCCGCAGCGUCGGGAAAUUUUCCGCUUCCUCCGAACCUUCUAGCGAAGUUGGGUUUGUCUCAGACAAGUGUUGCUGGUGGUCCUGGGGGAUCGGUCAAUGCCGGGCCUAGUCCCGAGGCUGUUCAAGCUUUGGAGACGCUUCAGGGCCUUCAACAAGCCGCUGUCGUUGCUGCAGCUUCCAGCAACAUUGUCCUUUCACUUCCCCCGUCACCUGCCGCAACUGCAUUGUCGACCUGCUCCGUCCAAAGUUCCUCUGCUUCUCAGAACAACGCUAGCAGCGCUGGUACAUCGUGUCUCGCUGGCUUCAUACUGAAUGGCCAACUAAAUCCGCGUCGUCACCAUUGUGAAGUAUGUGGAAAGCAGUUUCAGUCACCCAGUCAUCUGAGGAUCCACAUGCGUAGUCAUACGGGUGAACGACCCUAUGCAUGUCAGUUCUGCGACUAUCGUGCCACACAGCUCGGCGCCUUGAAGAAACACAUUGAAGGCAUUCACCAUAAGUACAUGCAGAAUAAGAGACCCUCGCUAGUUCCUUUCAACUAAAAUGAAGACAAGCAUAAUGACGAUGAUGAUCGUAUUUUGAUAAAUGAUUGAUGCCUACUGGAAACAUUUUGUCCAACGUAUAUAUGUAUUGGGAAAGUACAAAUGUUACAUAGCCACAUAUAUCCUGCAGCAUAUUAAGCAUACCCUAAUAGUCCACUGAUUUUGUAUCUCCCUGAUUGCCAUUAAUGUCUAAUAUUUUGAAAUGGAUCAAGGGCAGGACGGCGAUCGUCCACGAUUCGUGAGGCGGAAGAUCUCGAAUUCUUUGAAGCUAAUCCAGGAAUGGGGAAAAGCCUGGACUAGCUGUUACCUCGGCGCAGGAACUAUGAGAUUGUUGAAAAGAUGUCGGAGAUCUCGCGAGCACAAAACCAUUCACUGCGCCAAACACUAUAGCGGUUGAUGAAUUACUUUAUAAUAACCAGCUUCGCUUUUUACGCGUGAAGGCGAGCUUCGAAUCACGAUGGUAAUGGGAUAAUUUUCUCCAGGAUUCGCAACUGGAAAGCUGAUCUGUUCAACAGAAAUUUUUCGAACCUAGAAAAUCAGUCAACGGCCCCCAUAACGUAAGAGAUGCUCGACAUAUUCCCCCUUUCAAAUAUAAGGCAGCGUGUUAAUUUUGUCUAUGUAGAACUGGACCGUGUACGGCAAACGCCUAGCGAGACACCAUAGCAAUUCGUGUCUGCUGUGUGGCCUUUAAGGAGAUUAACAAUCAAAUCGACUCAGUGGUUUGAUGGGGGAGCGGGGGCUCUCUAUUCGUAGACAUGUAUGAUGAGUGAGAUAUUGGCGAUGUAUAGAUGCCAUAACAUGUAUGUUCAUAGCGUGUAUACUUUUCCUUUAUUAAGCGUGACUACUCCGAUGAGCGUAUACCUAUAAAUGCACUGUACAGUAUCUAGGUAGCAAAUCAAAGCUGAACCAAUCUAGACUAGAUUUUAUAGUGCUGACGUCUAAUCCAUCAACGGCUAGAUUGAUGCGCAGAGAUCAAGCCACGCUUAGAGAUGAAAUACGCAACCUACUGUAAUAGAAAGGCUCCAUUACGCGCGUGCCACUGGUUUGUAGGAAGGCUUUACCUCACGUUUUUGUUACUACAAUCUACAGCGUGCCAGUUCGAAAGUGGUAAACAAAUGUACAUGCGAACAAUACGUCACUAUUGGAUUUGUUUAAAUUAAAAUAGAGAGGAAAAAAAAGAGGUGUAAGCACGAUGAUAAAGUGGUCACCCGUUGGCAUUGUUUAAAAAUAGAAGACCGCGCGACCUUGGAGCCCUGGAAAUUUUUAUUGACUGAGCUUAUUUUUGUUGAAGGUAUAAUGAUGUUUCCAGGUUUUGCAAAAAAAAACCGCACGAAAUGAUCUUUCCAGCCCUUGUCGUCGCCAGCGUCGAGGAUGCGCUCAGUCAUUCGUACGACGAAAAGUUGACAUGAUCUCAAUCAAUCAAUCAAUCAAUCAUAGAUUACCUAUACAGAUAGUUCCUAUAUGACAAACGCGUUUAUAGCACGUAGAACAAUGUUACUAUGGUUAUCCUAUGAGCUAUUUGCAAUUGCAUUCUUUUCUCUCGCAAAGGGGCGCGCCGCACGAUGCUGGAGGGUGGUUUUUACAGCGAAUUACCAUUUAUGGCCUGUUCCAGUCGCGGAAGAGGCGUUGACUAAUUAACGAAACGGAUAUAAUGUCUAAUGAUUUCAUUUUGUCCAGGGUAAAACUACAGCCUCCUGUCAUAUUCGACAGAAUUCAAAUUACUGGAUUUUUGAAAUAUAAAAUUAAUUUGUACAUUUGC
This is a messenger RNA of Varroa destructor (honeybee mite), 3408 nucleotides long. RefSeq lists its product as uncharacterized. Gene Ontology annotation, molecular function: DNA-binding transcription factor activity, RNA polymerase II-specific; RNA polymerase II cis-regulatory region sequence-specific DNA binding. Gene Ontology annotation, cellular component: nucleus. Gene Ontology annotation, biological process: regulation of transcription by RNA polymerase II. The record is from RefSeq and is a predicted model, not a curated record. NCBI's taxonomy places the organism in Eukaryota, Metazoa, Arthropoda, Arachnida, Mesostigmata, Varroidae.